Messenger RNA from Quercus robur (English oak), 1776 nucleotides. RefSeq lists its product as uncharacterized. Lineage: Eukaryota; Viridiplantae; Streptophyta; Magnoliopsida; Fagales; Fagaceae. The record is from RefSeq and is a predicted model, not a curated record. Bases 740 to 1303 code for a protein of 187 amino acids. The transcript has 4 exons.
UAUAUUGGUUUGGUUUCUUCUUAUUACUACUCCUACUUUCUUUGCAUUGAUCAGUGGGAAUUUGAAGAAACCGAAGGGUUUGCUUUGUGGGAAUUGAAGAGACUCUGAUAUCGUAUCCGUUUAGAAUGUGGGUUUGAAGCAUCAGAAGCAUUCAUCUACUUUGGUAGAGUACGUUGGACUCUCUAUAACGGGUUUGUCUCUUUUGUUUUCAAAUUCUUGUUCUGGGUCUUUGAUUCUCUGUAUUGAAUAUAUUCUUGAUAAGGGUUUUGAGAAAAAUUGGAUUUUGGAUUGGGGUUUUGGAGACUGGGAGUUUUUUUUUUUUUUUUUUUUAAAUUCCAUUGUGGUUUUUUGAAUUGAUUAGUUUGUGGGGUUUUGAUUUGAUGUGGUGUUUGGGAAUUUGGUAUUGGAGACGUGAAGUUUAUUGCAAUUUUUUUUUGUGGUUUAUGCAUUCAGUUCUUAGAGAUUAUAGUAGAUUUUGAAACCUGAUAGUCAUUGGAGUUAUUAAGAGUAGUGAAGUAGUGAACAUACAUACGCUGGAUUUUUGAAAUUGGAUUUCAUAAGUGGGUUUUGGAACUGGAGAGAUUCUGUGGGGAGAUUGUUGCUUUUGGUUUUCUUGUACUAGAUUCCUGAGGAAUUGAAUUCAUCUGUGAGUUUGGAGAUAGGAGAGGUUUUGUUGAUUCUGGGGGAAGGUUCUUGUGUUGCAUGCUGUUUUUUCUAGUUGGCGUUAGUUUGUGUCACUAUGUCAGGCGGGACCCCAACUGGGGGUGGAUAUAUGAGGCAGAGGCACAGCCAGGGGUAUGCCUCGAGUGGUGAUGACCUUGAGGAUGAUGCAUGCUCGAGGACACGUCCUACAUCACCUUCAGUUCCAAGAAACCGGACAUGGAUUGAGAUUUUGGAGAAUUUCCUUUGGCUUGCUUCAGCAGUCUUUAUUAUAUACUAUGGUGAUCGGCGCUCCAAUUUGAUAUAUCUCUUGUUGCAUGAUGGCCGAAUCAGAAGAACACCUUUAUACCUUGGGAUGUUGGGUGUCGGUUUGAAUGUUCUCAUCUUCGUUUAUUCAAGUAUGUCAAUUUGGAGUGUCAGGAGGUUUGAUGAAAAAUGGGAACUGACAAGUAUAUCUGUUUUGCCGUUCGUUACCCUUCUUGGACUCGUCUCAUUUUGCUUGUUGUGUUUUGCUUUGUGGCCAAUAUGGAGUUUCCUGAGCCUUCCUCUUCUGUUCACACUCUUUAUGGCCGGCAUGGUUAUAUUCCCCCAAAUUUUGAUUGGGACAUUCAGGCCACAAUACGAUAUGUUCCGUAUAGAUUAAGCCUCCUGGGAUGCAUGCGAUAAAGAAUACUGACAUAGAUGAAGAGUUGCUAACUCAAACAUGGGUAAUUGGUUGCAGGGAUUAAAGGUUGAAAUUUUGUCCUCCAUUAUGUGAAGCAUUCCAGCCCUUGUUGGCCAUAUUGGUGCUACCGAUGAUUAAGCUGGUUGUUUUUUAAUCAGUCAGCUUUUAUUUUACACGGUUUACACGGCAACCGGACCCUGAUGAUUGAUACAUGAUGAUGGUACAACCUCAUCAACUUUUCUUAUACACCCAGAGCUAAAGGUCUCAUUGAAAUGAAAUUAGUUUUCUGCUGAGUUGAUACCCAUUGCCUAGUCUUCUUCGGUUCUUUCAGAUCAAUUUUUUAGUAUCGCUUUGCAUCUUUGUUCUCUGAUGCUUUGAGUUUGUUCAGAACUCAUCUUUGGAAUAGGAGGCUGUGAUUUCAUUUUAGUUAUAAAAUCGAGUUUUCAUUGUUA